Vigna unguiculata (cowpea) is the source of this 2516-nucleotide messenger RNA. RefSeq names its product cellulose synthase-like protein E6. Lineage: Eukaryota; Viridiplantae; Streptophyta; Magnoliopsida; Fabales; Fabaceae. Gene Ontology annotation, molecular function: cellulose synthase (UDP-forming) activity. Gene Ontology annotation, biological process: cellulose biosynthetic process. The record is from RefSeq and is a predicted model, not a curated record. Gene Ontology annotation, cellular component: membrane.
CCUUCUCUUCAACACAAAACAACACUUCAUCACAGAGAGAGAGAGAGAGAGAGAGAGAGAGAGAGAGAAAGAAAGAGAAUGAGAGAAGAAGGAGUAAGAGAAGAUGAAUCUGGUGUUAGUUUGUUUGAGACAAAGGAAGCAAGAUUCCGAGGAUUGUACAAGGUAUUCGCAGCAACAAUAUUUGGCGCUAUUUGUUUGAUCUGGGUUUACAGAGUGGUGAACAUGGGAAGAAUCGAAAGAGGAAGAUGGUGUUGGAUGAGUGUUAUGGUCUCUGAGUUUGGUUUUGGAUUCUACUGGAUCAUCACUCAAUCUGUUCGAUGGAGAAUACUCUACCACACUCCUUUCAAACACAUCCUCUUAAACAGAUACGGUGAGGAGAAUUUACCAGCGGUGGACAUUUUUGUAUGCACGGCGGAUCCAAAACUGGAGCCUCCAUGCAUGGUGAUGAACACAGUGUUAUCAGCAAUGGCAUACAAUUAUCCUGCAAAUAAAUUGAACGUGUAUCUCUCUGACGAUGGAGGCUCUGAGUUAACAUUCUAUGCCCUCUUUAAGGCCUCCAUUUUCUCCAAACAUUGGUUACCCUUUUGUAGAAGAUUCAAUGUUGAACCUAGGUCCCCAGAAAUCUUCUUUGCUCAACCCCAAAAUUCCAGCACUAGCACCGAGUAUCACAAAGCAUGCUUACAUAUCAAGAAAUUGUACGAGGAAAUGAAAAGUGAGAUUGAAUCAGCCGUAGCAAAGGGAGAGCUUCCGGAGAAUGUGAGGAAUGAACACAGAGGAUUCUCAGAAUGGAACCCAAAAACGACAAAGCAGGAUCACCAGUCUAUCGUGCAGAUUAUAGUGGAUGGAACAGACAGAAAUAGUGUGGAUGAAGAUGGAUUUGUACUUCCAACAGUGGUAUACGUGGCACGAGAGAAACGACCCAACCAUCCUCAUCACUUCAAAGCUGGUGCUGUUAAUGCACUGAUAAGAGUAUCAUCCGAAAUAAGCAACGCCCCAUUCAUUCUCAACCUGGACUGUGACAUGUACUCCAAUAAUGCAGACACAAUUCAAGAAAUACUAUGUUUUUUCCUCGACGAGACAAAAGGACAAGACAUCGCAUAUGUACAAUUUCCACAAAGCUACAAUAACAUCACCAAAAAUGACCACUAUGGAAAUUCUUAUCUUGUAAGCGCUAAGUAUGAGUUAGCUGGCAUAUGCGGAUUUGGAGCAGCCUUGUUCUGUGGAACAGGAUGCUUACAUCGAAGAGAAAGUCUUUCAGGAUCUCACUUGAAAGAUUACAAGGUAAACUGGGAGAAGAAGCCUAAAAGAAACAAUGACAGAACAAUUGAUGAAGUGAAUGAAGCAUCAAAGGCUCUUGCAACUUGCACCUAUGAGGAGGGGACACAAUGGGGGAAGGAGAUGGGAUUAGUGUAUGGUAUUCCUGUAGAAGACAUUGCAACUGGCCUUGUAAUCUCGUGUAGGGGUUGGAAAUCUAUUCAUUACAACCCAGAAAGAAAGGCAUUUGUGGGUAUAGCUCCAACAACCUUGGAUGUAGCGUGUCUUCAGCAUAUGAGGUGGUCGGAAGGCAUGUUCCAAGUUUUCUUCUCCAAGUAUUGCCCUUUCAUUUAUGGGCAUGGGAAGAUACACUUGGGUGUUCAAAUGGGAUAUUGCAAUUACCUCUUGUGGGCUCCUAUGUCCUUGCCCACUCUUUGUUAUGCCAUUGUUCUUCCCAUUUCCUUGUUUCAUGGCAUUCCGUUGUUCCCAAAGCUUUCAAGCAUCUGGGUCAUUCCAUUUGCGUAUGCAUUUCUUGCUACCUAUGGCUAUAGCUUGUGUGAGUAUUUGAGUUGUGGAUCCACGAUAAAGGGGUGGUGGAAUUUGCAGAGGAUAAAGUUCAUCCACAGAGUCACCUCUUAUCUCUUUGGUUUCAUCGACACCAUGAGGAAGCAACUAGGAUUGUCACAGACAAACUUUGUGAUCACUGAUAAAGUGGUAACUGAGGAUGUUCGGAAUAGAUACGAGCAAGGAAUCAUUGAGUUUGGAGGCUCCUCAAUCAUGUUGACCAUAUUAGCAACAGUGGCUUUGCUGAACCUUUUUGGUGUGGUUGGAGGAAUCACGAGGGUUGUAAUGGCAGAAUUGAGGUGGAGCCAAUUGAUGGUGCAGAUCACAGUGAGUUUAUUGGUGGUGAUGAUGAAUUUAGCGGUAUAUGAAGCACUUUUCAUUCGUACUGAUAAAGGCUGCAUAUCAUCCUCGAUUAUGCUCAAGUCCAUUGUCGUGGCUUCUUUAGCAUGUUACCUAGGAGCUUUCAUUUGCUAGUGUCAAAGAGUCAAAGUGCAAUGAAUAAGGUGUGGUUCAUUAAUUACCCGAAAAUGAUAUUUUCACUGCUAAAUUUUGACAACUUUUUCUUAUCACAUGAGGUAUUAUUUUUUAAGUGAUUUUAAAAUAUUAAGAAUGAGAAAAUGGAAAAAUAAAAAUCACUUAGGAGAUGUCACCUAAAGUUAUAAAAAGUUGUCAAAAUUUAGUCAAAAAAUUAUUUUCCU